AUGCGCAUUUACCACCCGUUGACUCUCGCUGCCAUGUGCGUCGUCUUGCACGAGACGCUUGGUGCCGCCCAGCACGCGAAUACUCUGGCGCACCCCGAGCACCGCAACGUUGCGCAGCCCAUUAGCUCGAUGAAGCGCCACCUCCGCGGUGAUCGUCGCCACCUCGACCAAAUCGCGUCGGCUACUGAAAUCAGUAUCCCGGAUGAGACCCUCAUCGGUGUCACCACCGACGAUGCGGUGGGUGCAGACAACAAGAACGAGACCGAUGGCAACAAGGACAUCGAUUCGAAAAAUGGAGAUGCCGGUAACAACGAGAACGAAGUUUCCAACGACGAUGACACCGAUGCGGCUGACGAGGCCGUUGUCGCCGACAUUGAUGUCACCACCAUCGAGGAUGCCGAAGUCGCUGUCGUGGCUGAGGACGUCGAGGAAACCGACAACGCUGACACCGACGACGAGGCCGUAGCCGACGACGAGAUUGUCGUCGCCGACAACGAAGACGAAGUUUCCAACGAAGUCGUCACCGAUAUCGAUGCCACCACCGUCGAGGACGCUGCAGUCGCUGUCGUGGCUGAGGACGUCGACGAGACCGACAACGCUGACGCUGAAGAGGAGGUCGAAGCCGACGACGAGAUUGUCAUCGCUGACAUCGAAGGCGAAGCUUCCAACGAA
Saprolegnia parasitica CBS 223.65 is the source of this 672-nucleotide messenger RNA. RefSeq lists its product as hypothetical. Lineage: Eukaryota; Oomycota; Saprolegniomycetes; Saprolegniales; Saprolegniaceae. The record is from RefSeq and is a predicted model, not a curated record. The transcript has 2 exons. The annotation marks the transcript as partial.